AUGAAUACAAUAUUGAAGAACAUCAACCAAACAUCAAAUACAUCAAGUACCAUGCAAAAACACACAGAGUUUCAAUCCAUGAAUUUGUGUCCCGACAUGUCUUCACCCAAUGGAAUACUCAGCAGGAACGAAGACGUUUACUACAAUACCACCGACACUGUCAUGAACAAAUUACGAAAUGUCAUGACGCUUUCACCAGAUGAAGAAUUAGAUUGGGAAGAAGCUGCUAAAGUUUGGAACAGUUUACAUGUUUUAAGCACUUCGAAACAAUUUUUGACCGACCUCAUUGAACAAAUCGACACGAUUAUGAAAUAUGUGACUGCGAUUGUGCAAGAGUGCUUGAAAUAUGAGUCACAACUUGCAGAAAAAGCUUCAACCUUUGGUAAGGUUAUUACACAAGUAGCAGCAGUUGUAAGAAACUGUUCCGACAAUGAAGGAGGUCGAGCAAAAUUGCAAUUGUUCCCUUCCCAAUUGAUGUACUUGGUCGGAAUUGUCACUCGUGUGGAACACUUCAAUAAGAAAUCAAGGCCUAACAUUUUGAGUUGCUUUGACGACGAUUUUAAAUUCAAUUGGAGUUUUCCCGAAACAGACGACACUCAUAUGUUGACAUCCAUUGCUUGUUGUAUCAACAAUUUGUGGUUAUCGACAGACAAGUCACAACUUACUCUUUCAGAGAGUUAUUAUUGUAUCAUGGCAGAUGCAUUGUUACAUUUAUUCUGUAUGACACAAGAUCGACAAUCUUUGGAAUUAUUACAUCAAGUGUAUUCAGUGCUCUAUAACACCAUCAACAAUGAGACAAACGUGACUCUCUCGAAGGAGACCAGAGAUGCAUUUUCCAAGUUUUUAAGCAACAACUCGAUGGUAUUGACAGAGCAUUUCUGCAUGUUCAACAAGCGAAAGAGUGCUGUCAUCUCAGAGACCAAUUAA
Molecule: messenger RNA, 927 nt
Organism: Naegleria lovaniensis
Lineage: Eukaryota; Heterolobosea; Eutetramitea; Acrasida; Naegleriidae
Exons: 1
Coding region: 1-927 (308 amino acids)
Source: RefSeq, a predicted model, not a curated record